AUGCAAGCGAGUGAGAGGAUGAAGAACCGAUGGUCCGUGUGGCUAUUGACGACAUUGGGCAUAAUCGGAGCCACGCUCUUUAUCGCCAGUUUGAUCCAAACCUCGGAGAACAAUCUUCUAUGCUCCAUAACCAAAUCGCAGUUUGGCCGAAGUCCCACAUCGUUGCAGCUGAGAGCGAUACUUCACUACGCUACCUCGCAGAUCGUUCCGCAGCAGUCUCUUUCGGAGAUCAGCGUCACGUUCGACGUGCUCCAGGCCCUUCAUCGGCCCGCUAACUUCCUCGUGUUUGGGCUUGGCCACGACUCCCUCAUGUGGGCCAGCCUCAACGCAGGCGGCACCACGAUCUUCCUCGAGGAGGAUCCUAAGUGGGUCCAGACCGUCCUCAAGGACGCGCCAAACCUCCGGGCGCACACCGUCCAAUACCGGACCCAGCUCCGCGAAGCCGACCAGCUCCUCUCGUCCUACCGCUCCGAGCCCGCCUGCUCGCCGGCCACCGCCACGCUGCGCGGCAACGACCGCUGCAAGCUGGCGCUCCACAACCUCCCGAACGAGGUGUACUCGACGGAGUGGGACCUGAUCAUGAUCGACGCGCCUAAGGGGUACUUCGCAGAGGCGCCGGGGCGCAUGGCGGCGAUCUUCUCAGCGGCGGUGAUGGCGAGGGACAGGAAGAGCUCCGGCGUGACGCACGUGUUCCUGCACGAUGUGGAUCGGAAGGUUGAGAAGGCUUACGCGGAGGAGUUUCUCUGCCGGAAGCAGUUGGUGAAAGGUGUCGGCAGACUCUGGCAUUUCGAGAUUCCUCCCAGGACGAAUCUCUCUCGUCAUGACGACCAUUUCUGUUAG
Messenger RNA from Sphenostylis stenocarpa, 840 nucleotides. NCBI's taxonomy places the organism in Eukaryota, Viridiplantae, Streptophyta, Magnoliopsida, Fabales, Fabaceae. The record is from the annotation of a GenBank genome assembly.